CCGAAGCGGCAAGUUAACACCUUCAUCCAGGCCAGCGACAACACGCAGGCGAGCAUGAAGAAUUCGAACAGCGUUUACAAAUACGUGCUCGUUGGGCAGGAACUUUCUGAGAAGCUCCGUGGUCAGAGGAUGCGUCGGUGCGUGUUCUGCAGGAAUGAGUGGCAGGGGAAUAGGCAUGGGGCGGCGCGGCAUUUUCGUAGCGUGAAGGGAUGUUCACAGGUGACCAAUGAAGCUCUUAUGGAUAUGCAUUACACGAGCGGUUACGCGUUUGAGGGAGGGUGGUUGGAGCGGAUCCGCAAGUACGAGGAGCUUCACGGUCCUUGGGUGGACGAGAGGAGGACUGGCGGGGGUCUGGCUCAGGUGAGGGUGGCGUCCAACGCCCCAGUUGGGGCACGACAACAGGGCAAUGACGUCAUUGAUUUGGAUGGCGAGGGAGAGGAUUGUGGGGCCGGGGGGGUCGAGGGGGAGGUCGAGGCUCUAUACUCGCAGGGGCCAGACAAGUUGCCCGAUGGUGAGGGUUGUUCGAAUUUAGGGAAGAGGAAGGGUGUUGUUGGUGCGACGCUGCAACAGGGGAAGAAGAUGAGGCAGUCGGCGAUAAAAGAGGUGUUCGGGUUUGACUGGGUUGCCCAACACAGGAAGCUGUGGUUGCGCUUCGUGUACAACAACCAGUUUCCCUUCAACAUCUUUCGGAGCCCCACAUGGAAGGCGAGAGAGUCUCAGAGUCGCCAUCUCGGGUUGUUGUACACUUGUGAGACUCGCUUCGCUUCUGUGUACGCGAUGCUAGAGCGGUUGGAUGUUGUACGGCGUCCUUUGGAGCGCAUGCUGGAUGGGACAGACUGGUGCAGGGAGCCUUGGGCGACUACAUCGAUCAGGCAGCAUGCGCGGUGGGUGCGGUGGCAGAUCCGGCAUGGCAGUUGGUGGGACUCCAUGGACAUCCUGCGUGCCGUCAUGAAGCCGGCUUACGAUCUGCUGCGCAAGAUGGAUCGUGGAGGGUUAUGCAUGUUUCGAGUGGUCGAGUGGGCGGGGCGGUUGGCGACGAAGGUGGAGGCAGCUGUUGCACCGCUAGAGGAUGGAUUGGUGGAUCAAAUUUUCAGGUGUAUGCAGGAGCGCGUCGCUCAUAUAUGUGAGCAUGCGCAUGCUACGGCGUACCUCCUUUGUCCGAUGAGGAGGUCGAUGCAGUAUUACAGCAGUGUCGUGAUGGAGGAGGACAGACGACUUGUGAGGGAGGCAGAGCGGUACAUUCUGUCGCAGACCGGGUUUGACGAGCGGCGGAAGGAGUACCGAGACGCUGUGAUGCAGUUGCGAGACUUUCAUAUGCACACAUUGACUUGCGCAUGGGGAGGGGAGCAAGCACGCGCCGCAACGGAGAUGUGUGUUGGGGAGUAGGAGACCGUUGAGAGUGGUCUUUGGUGGUCACAAUAUGGCGGCUGUGCUCCGGAGCUUCAACGU
Chara braunii is the source of this 1449-nucleotide messenger RNA. The record is from the annotation of a GenBank genome assembly. NCBI's taxonomy places the organism in Eukaryota, Viridiplantae, Streptophyta, Charophyceae, Charales, Characeae.